Geodia barretti is the source of this 954-nucleotide messenger RNA. The record is from the annotation of a GenBank genome assembly. NCBI's taxonomy places the organism in Eukaryota, Metazoa, Porifera, Demospongiae, Tetractinellida, Geodiidae.
AUGCCGCAGGCAGGUAUCCCGUCGGAACAGGAAGUCCUGGGUUGGUUUGACAGCCUCUCCAACUGGGGUCGCUGGGGCGACGACGAUGAAUUGGGAACGCCCAAUCUGAUAACACCCGAGAAAACCCGAUCAGCUCUGGCAACGGUUGAAGAAGGUUAUUGCGUUUCGUUAUCGCGGGAAAUCACCUGGGACCCCACGCCCGACGUGCCGGCGCCUCCGGUCCACUACAUGGUGGAGAGCGGCGAGGGAUGGGCAACCGGCGAUAAGGUGUCGUCGCGGAAGUCGGCGGUCGCGAUGGACUAUAUCGGCAUGAUAUUCCACGGCGUGUCGGUUACCCACGUGGACAGUCUGGCCCACUUUUUCUGGAACGGUAAGACCUACAACGGCAAGCCGGCCCACAUGGUAUCCACCAACCUGGGCGCCACCGUAUGUUCCGUGGAUGCGGCGCAGCGAGGAUUCAUGACUCGCGGAGUGCUGGUGGAUGUGCCCUUCGUGCGGGGUAUCGAUUGGGUGGAACGCGGCGAGGGUGUGAUGCCGGACGACAUAUUGGCAGCCGAAGAGCGUUGCGGAUUCCGGAUCGAAGCGGGUGACGUGUUGCUGAUUCGAACCGGUCAGCUGCACCGUCGCGGCGUGGAGGGACCGGUGACUCGCGAGGCGGGUUCCACUGCGUGCCAAGCGGCUUGCCUGCCACUGUUUAAGGAGCGGGACAUCGCGGUAUUGGGAUCGGAUACCGGCAACGACGUGAGCCCACCUCAGUACGGUGGGCAGCUCACCAACCCGGUUCACCAGGUAUCCAUAACCGCGAUGGGACUGUGGAUCUUGGAUAAUGCCAACCUCGAGGACGUGGCGCAGGAGUGUCGUCAAAGAAACCGGUGGACUUUCCUGGUCAGUAUCAACCCGCUGCGGCUGCAUAACACAACCGGUUCUCCCGUUAAUCCCAUCGCGGUAUUUUAA